AUGCACAAACACUAUACAUACACUUCAUCUAAUGAGCCGUCCUGGCCUAGGACGAAGGCGGAGAUGGAAAGGAUGUACCCCGUCUCCGUGACAAGAACUCCCCAGGACUUUGUUGGUAAGCGAAAUCGCGCAUCGACCAUCCAUACACCACAGGGAACCGCAGCAGAAGAAAAUGACGCCUCAUGUUGCAGUGGGGAGAGAUCGUCAAACGUAGAUCGUCGUAAUGUUCUGGCUCUGAACCAUGACGUAGAUGCAUAUUCGUGCGACACGCCAGUCGGGCAAGAGACGAUAUAUCUCUCCAGGAGGGCACUGCACGCGCUGCAUGGAAAAACAAUCAAAAGUGACAGCUCAAAAAGGGUAGAUAUGGUAAACUAG
Colletotrichum orchidophilum is the source of this 375-nucleotide messenger RNA. RefSeq lists its product as uncharacterized. The record is from RefSeq and is a predicted model, not a curated record. The transcript is spliced from 2 exons. Bases 1 to 375 code for a protein of 124 amino acids. NCBI's taxonomy places the organism in Eukaryota, Fungi, Ascomycota, Sordariomycetes, Glomerellales, Glomerellaceae.